Molecule: messenger RNA, 1896 nt
Organism: Ylistrum balloti
Lineage: Eukaryota; Metazoa; Mollusca; Bivalvia; Pectinida; Pectinidae
Product: 40-kDa huntingtin-associated protein-like
Exons: 12
Coding region: 17-967 (316 amino acids)
Biological process (GO): vesicle cytoskeletal trafficking
Cellular component (GO): early endosome
Molecular function (GO): protein binding
Source: RefSeq, a predicted model, not a curated record
GAACGAAGAGACAGAAAUGGAGAAAGACGUAGAUGUUUUAGGGAAAUAUAGAGCGGUAACUAACAAAUUGAAGAAGCGCUUUCUAAAAAGACCCAAUGUAGCAGAGGGUAUAGAGCAAUAUUCUGCCCUUGCAAAGAGUUUAAAACAGCAGGAUUGUCCACAGUAUGCAGGGUUUUGUUGUUUAGCACAAGCAAGAUGUGAGCACACUUUGGUGAAUGCAGCUGGUGAGGCACAAGCCUUGACCUCAGCUGCACGGGCAUUUUUGGAUGCAGAACUUGCCAAUCGGGAAAUGAAGUGUCCAAGCUUUGAAGAACAUCUCACAGCAGCAAUAAACUGUUUCAGUCAUGCUAUUAGAGUUUACAUUGAAAACAAUCAUAUCUCAUUGGCUGCAGCUCUCUCAAUAGAACUUGGAAAUGCUUUGAAGAGUCUAAACAAACCUGGUGAAGCAAUGUCCCACUUCCAGAGGGCAGCAGAACUUCAGUCUCAGAGUCCACUGGAAUGUUUACACUCUCUUGGGUCGGUUGCCUCCUGUAAAGUGGAAAUGAAGGAUUAUGAUGGUGCUCUUGGGGUUUUGACAGAAAUGGCGUAUCUUGCCCAGGAAAGGGGUGGGUCCUCUACCACUGGGAAACCUAUAGGAGCAUACUGUGACAUCCUAGCUCGUUGUGAGAUUACAAGAGUGCUCUUACUCAUGUUAUUACAACCUACCCCACAAAGGAUCAGACCAGAACAUGCACAGACACUGGAAAAGUAUGCCUGGGAGUCCUCUGAUGACCAUGCCACUGCCCAGUUUCUGUCAGAAGAUCUAUUUUUGAUGAUGCAGUCAGUUGUGAUGGCUUGUCAGUCUCAAGACUUUACUUCUCUCCGUACUCUACAGACAGAGUUGUGGCCCUUACUGACUGGAGAGCAAAAUGAACUAUUAUUUCAGAUCAUUAAAGAAAUGUCACAUCCAUCUGGGGAAGGUGUGUGAACAAUUGGAUUGUGUGAUUGGCUAUCAUAGUGUGAUAUAUUGGUUCAUUUUCAAACAGGAACAUUUUAUUUCAAAUUAUUUUCAUGAAAACUUCAAAAUCAUUCCAAAUGAGAAUGGCAAAGAGAACCAGAAAGAAAAGUUUUAAAGGGAACAUACUCCACUGAACAUUUCCCUUAACCAAAGAUACUGCGUCCAUAUCAAGUUAUCUCCCCUGAAACACAUGGUGCCAGGAUUUCUUUUUGAGCUACAUCAUGUUAUAAUCAGCCAUUCCUUUUCUUCUGAUACAAUAAAUCAAUGGGAAGCCACUUUCAUCUUGAAUGUCUUAAUUGAAAAGACAUCACCAAUCACCAUUGAAAAUAAUGACAUACAUACAUGUUUAGAUGUGCUAUUUCUAAUAAUGGAACAGGUUUUGUUUAUCAAAUAUUCUUUGCUUGAUGAUGUUUUAAAUUAUUUAUUGACUCAAAGUGCUGUGUUACUGUAAAUAUAUGUAUGUCUAAGUAAAUCUAGAGCAAAAUUAUACUUCUAAACAUCCAUAAGGAUAUGUGUGUGUACUAGUUGUUAAGUCAUGUGACGUACUGUUUGCUGACCAUUAUCAAAUGUUAAACAGAUAAAUGUAGAGUAAUGCACAGUUUAAUUAGUGCUUUUUAGAUGUAACAAAUUAUUACACCAUUUUUUUUUUCAAAUUUACCAAUGUAAUUCAAAUUAUCACUUCACUAAUUGGCAAAUGGAUCAAAAUCUCGCUCUGUAGGAGGCCACUACUACUAAGUGAUUAUGUAUUGUGGGCAUUGUGCAAUACCUGUUGGAAAUCUGGAAGGGUCUUGGUCUGUUAAUGUAUUUAAAUGUUCAACACAAGGCCAUACACAUGAAGAUGAUUGUAAGAACUGAUUAUGUGAAGAUAAUUUUGAAUAAAAGUCAUUUGUAUUCUUUAA